UCGGAGGACGAACAGAUGCACAAGACCCCACUGCAUUGGCCAAAAUUUGGAUUUAGUCGCAGCGCAUUUUAAAGGAAUGGCAUGUCUUAUGGCAGCCUUUUCAGUCAACAAUACUGCAGUGACCAACUCCAUCAUAAUGAAUACAAAUGGACCUCCUGAUCUUAUGUUAGACCCUAGAAGUGUUUGUGUGUCUGUUGAUGAAGUGAUAUCCAGUCACUGUGCCAGUCAGCAGAUGCCUUUAUUGCAUGGACACAUGAAAAAAGUAGAAAACAAUCUGACAGAAGCCCAGCGAUUUUCGUAUCUUCCCCGCAGACCAGCAGUUAACAUUGAAUUCAAAGAUCUCUCAUACUCCGUUCCUGAGGGACCAUGGUGGAGAAAGAAAGGUUACAAGACCCUUCUGAAAGGCAUCUCUGGGAACUUCACCAGCGGCGCUUUGGUGGCCAUUAUGGGACCUUCAGGGGCUGGAAAGUCUACGUUAAUGAACAUUCUGGCAGGAUACAGGGAAACAGGCAUGAAGGGAGAGAUCCUCAUUAAUGGACAGUCCAGAGAUCGGCGGUCUUUCAGAAAAGUGUCUUGCUACAUAAUGCAGGAUGACAUGUUACUGCCACACCUCACUGUGCACGAAGCCAUGAUGGUGUCAGCUAAUCUCAAUCUCCAGGAAAAGGAUGAAGGCAGACGUGAAAUGGUAAGGGAAAUCUUGACGGCACUUGGCUUGAUAGAAUGUGCAGAGACACGGACAUCUCACCUAUCUGGAGGCCAAAGAAAACGCCUGGCCAUCGCUCUGGAGCUCGUCAACAACCCACCUGUCAUGUUUUUCGAUGAGCCCACAAGUGGACUGGAUAGCUCAUCCUGCUUUCAGGUGGUUUCACUUAUGAAGGCUCUCGCUCAAGGGGGUCGGACGGUCAUAUGCACAAUUCAUCAGCCCAGCGCAAAAGUGUUUGAACUCUUUGAUAAGCUUUAUGUCCUCAGUCACGGUCAGUGUAUUUACCAUGGAAGAGUAUCAAACCUCAUCCCUCAUCUAAGAGAGCUGGGACUCAACUGCCCCACCUAUCACAACCCUGCAGACUUCAUUAUGGAGGUGGCAUCUGGUGAAUACGGUGACAAGACAGCUCGGCUAGUAAAAGCCGUCCAAGAGCAAAAAUGUGAGAAAGAUUACAAAAGUGAAAUGAAUGGUAGCGGGCUGCAUACCCCCUUCCUGUGGCACAGACAAUCUGAUGAGGACUCCACAUCAUCUGAGGGUUGUCAUAGUUUUUCUGCCAGCUGUCUGACACAAUUUUGCAUCCUCUUUAAGAGAACCUUUCUUAGCAUCAUAAGGGAUUCGGUUUUGACGCACUUGCGCAUCAUCUCUCAUCUUGGGAUUGGGAUACUGAUUGGUCUUUUAUAUCUGGGCAUUGGAAAUGAGGCCAAGAAAGUUCUGAGCAACUCAGGCUUCUUGUUUUUCUCCAUGUUGUUCCUCAUGUUUGCAGCUUUAAUGCCCACAGUGCUCACCUUUCCCCUUGAAAUGGGCGUCUUUUUAAGGGAACACCUGAACUACUGGUACAGCCUAAAGGCGUAUUAUUUGGCCAAAACAAUGGCUGACAUCCCAUUUCAGGUUGUGUUUCCUGUGGCCUACUGCAGCAUUGUGUACUGGAUGACAUCUCAACCUUCAGAUGCAGUUCGCUUUAUUCUUUUCCUUGCUUUAGGGACGCUCACAUCGCUUGUGGCACAAUCACUCGGAUUGCUGAUAGGGGCAGCAUCAACAUCAUUACAAGUAGCCACUUUUGUUGGUCCGGUCACUGCCAUUCCUGUGCUGCUAUUUUCAGGCUUCUUUGUCAGUUUUGACACCAUUCCAAAAUAUCUUCAGUGGAUAUCAUACAUUUCUUAUGUCAGAUAUGGGUUUGAAGGAGUCAUUUUAUCCAUCUACGGGCUUGACCGUGAAGACCUGCACUGUGACAAAGACGAGACGUGUCACUUUCAGAAAUCAGAGGCCAUUCUGAAGGAGCUGGAUGUUGAAGAUGCAAAGCUCUACUUGGACUUUGUUGUGCUGGGCAUCUUUUUUGUGUCACUACGUCUGAUUGCCUACUUUGUCCUUCGAUACAAGAUCAGUGCUGAGAGGUAGCCCAGUGGUACUGUCAAAACUUUCAUGUCUAUAAAAGACUUAGAGGCGGAGAAAGCCAAAGCAGAGGGAAUUUGUUUCCUCAUUAAGAUCCACUGAUGUUUGGACAAGCAGGAGUCUAGACAGAAACCAUGGGCAGACGUCGAACAUUAAUGCCGAACCCUGUGUUGAUUUUUGAGUCAAUACUGGAGAGUUAAAAUAAUUUCUUUUACUGAAGAUUGAGUAUAUAGACACAAAGCGUGUUUGUUUUGUUCCUGGGCUGUGCAAUGUUUUAAAUCAUAAGACAACAGAUUUGUUGGUCUACUCUGACAGUCCUGCUUCUGCUGCUGGCAUUGCAUGUUGUUUCUUUAGAGUUUAACAAUGUUGAGCUGGUCUCAAAAAAAUUACAAUGUAUAGCAAUCUCAUUAUACAACGAAUUUAGCUACAGUAUGUUAUUGAUAUCUUUUAUUUAUACAAUAACAAGAGUCAUAAGACAAGAUUCUGAGGACUAUUAUGACUGCAUCUUAUGAAGAAAUAUUAUCAUAUUAAUAAAUAAUUUAAUACUUUUACAGCAAAUUUUUUUAAUUAAAUGUAAAUUAUAUAAUU
Molecule: messenger RNA, 2680 nt
Organism: Paramisgurnus dabryanus
Lineage: Eukaryota; Metazoa; Chordata; Actinopteri; Cypriniformes; Cobitidae
Gene: abcg1
Product: ATP-binding cassette, sub-family G (WHITE), member 1
Biological process (GO): transmembrane transport; cholesterol efflux; cholesterol homeostasis
Cellular component (GO): plasma membrane
Molecular function (GO): ATP binding; ATP hydrolysis activity; ABC-type sterol transporter activity
Source: RefSeq, a predicted model, not a curated record